This is a messenger RNA of Penicillium longicatenatum, 2613 nucleotides long. It is a transcript of the gene las21, whose product is annotated as mannose-ethanolamine phosphotransferase LAS21. Gene Ontology annotation, cellular component: endoplasmic reticulum membrane. Lineage: Eukaryota; Fungi; Ascomycota; Eurotiomycetes; Eurotiales; Aspergillaceae. Gene Ontology annotation, biological process: GPI anchor biosynthetic process. The transcript has 6 exons. The record is from RefSeq and is a predicted model, not a curated record. Bases 1 to 2613 code for a protein of 870 amino acids.
AUGGCAAUCGUUCCAGGUCGGUGGGCAACUGUACUCGCCAAUCUCCUGGUGCCGCUGGGCAUUCUCACUUUUUCCACCGGGUUUUUCCCCUAUAAACCACUACUCCCGGGUCUAGCUAUUUUCGAUGAGACCGACUUCGAUGUCUCGCCAGUCUUUGACAAGGUUAUCUUUAUGGUGGUAGAUGCGCUAAGGAGUGAUUUUGUCUACUCAAAUGAUUCCGAGUUCUUGUUCACACAAAGUCUGAUUCGAGCGGGUGCUGUGCUGCCUUUUACUGCCCAUGCUAGUUCUCCGACGGUGACCAUGCCACGGUUGAAAGCAAUGACCACAGGGUCUGUCCCUUCGUUCCUGGACGUGAUCCUGAAUAUCGCCGAGUCAGAUACCACAUCGACUCUCGCAUAUCAGGACACCUGGCUCGCUCAGCUGAGGGCUCGAGGAGAUCGGCUUGUCAUGUAUGGCGAUGAUACGUGGCUUAAACUAUUCCCGGGGAUGUUCGAGCGAUCGGAUGGAACCACAAGCUUCUUUGUCUCUGACUUUGUGGAAGUAGAUCAAAACGUGACGCGCCAUGUUCCCACUGAGCUUGCGGAAAGCGAUUGGUCCGCCCUGGUCAUGCAUUACUUGGGUCUCGAUCACAUUGGCCACAAAGCAGGCCCGAGAAGCCCAUUCAUGGCAUCCAAGCAGCAGGAAAUGGAUGCUGUAGUGAAAGAUAUUUAUACGGCGAUGCAGCAAGAGCCACAUCUCCAGUCCACACUUUUCGUCUUGUGUGGCGAUCAUGGCAUGAAUGAUGCUGGGAACCAUGGGGGCUCAUCCGCGGGUGAAACGUCUCCCGCAUUAUUGUUCCUCUCGCCAAAGUUCGAAGCAAUGGGUCAUACGUUGGAAAGCCCCGUGGAAGCCUCCGACGAUUUCCAGUACUACCGGUCGGUUGAACAAGCAGAUAUCACUCCAACUCUAGCUGGCCUUCUCGGCCUACCGAUCCCGUUGAACAGCUUGGGGGUGUUUAUUCCCGAGUUUCUGAACUUGUGGGAAUCCGGUACGUAUCUGCUUCAUGGCGGAGGUAAACUGGCGGACCAUGCUGAAUACGAUUUCUCACCAGAGUCACAAAAACUAGACAUCUUACGUCGCAAUGCUCGGCAAUUACUAAAUACGGUCAAGGCUACUUUUCCAGGUGUUUCAUUCGACCCAGAGGACAUUGCCUCAAGCUGCUCCCAUGGUGCAGUCUCUGGUAUUGAAGGCGCUCAGUGUGCGUGGUCCCAGAUCCACCAACUUUCCCGUGUACCGUUGGGGGAGAAUGCAUUCGCCGUUCUCGGUCCCGCUUUACAGCGAUUCUCGCGCAAUGCGCAAGAUGUGAUGAGCAGCACUGCUAGUGACUAUAAUGUUUCCCGACUUGGUCUAGGGUUGUUGAUCACAGGCGUCGCGGCGUUGAUUGUUUUCCCAGCUGUGUACCAAGACUGUGCCCAAUCUGCUUACACGGGCGGGUUUCUAGCAUUCCUGGUGGUGGGGUAUGGUGGUAUGAUGUUUGCGAGUAGUUAUGUUGAAGAAGAGCAGCAGUUCUGGUAUUGGAUCUGCUCGGGGUGGAUUUUUUAUCUACACAUCAGAUCGACCCGCUCUCCGCGCACGCACCGCGGUGCAUUCAAUUGGAGCAGCAUAGCCACGCUGGGACUGAUCGUGUCCCAGCGGAUCCUUCGACGGUGGAAUCAAACUGGCCAAAAGUUUACGGCCGAGCCAGACAUCGCUCGCAGUUUCCUGCCUCGACAUCCUCUGUGUCUGUGGGCGUUGGUGAUCCUCACAUACGUCGAUGCCGGCAGGGGUCUGUUUCUGAGCUUGCCGACACGGUUCCUACGAGUGGCUGUCUUGGUCCUGCCAGCCCUGGCUUUCAUGUUCAAAUUGAGCUUUGUGGCAAAUGACUCGCCCGAACUGCUGGCCGACUCCUUUUUAUCAUGGACGGAAAAGUCGCUAGAUAUCAUGCCAUUGGUUUUACAGGCUAGACUCGUCUUUGGAGGGGUUGUAUGUUGUAUUCUUGUGGCAAUUGCCACGUCAAGUCGGUCGAAGACAGCGCCCGGAGCGUCUAACAAGCUUGCCCACGAGGCGCUUAAUUUGUUCCUGAUGACGCAGUCCAGAGCCACCAACAUUCCAGCCUUUCUUGUGUUUCGCAUCCAAGCCCUCAUUUUGGUCCCGAUGAAUUUGAGUGGGGUUGAGGUGACCGUUGUGACGCUAAUGAUGCAGUACAUGACUUUCUUUGCGUUUGGUGGAUCGAACGCGAUAUCUUCCGUGGAUUUGUCCAGCGCCUACAACGGAGUCGGCAGCUAUAGCGUGUUCAUGGUGGGACUUCUGACCUUUGUGAGCAACUGGGCAGGCCCCAUCUGGUGGGUUUCGAUGGGUCAUCUACUCCGAUCGCGAAAGAAUAUAGGAUCCCAUAAGCCGGCCGCGUUGCUCACUUUUCACACAGCUAUGUCCCUGGUCUCGGUGAUGGCGGCCUGUACGGCUUUGCGAACCCAUCUGUUCAUCUGGACCGUCUUCUCCCCGAAAUACCUGUAUUCCAUAGCGUGGGCAACGGCCAACCAUGUUCUGGUAAAUCUGCUCGGUGGAGUUGGCCUUGCUACUCUUUGGAAGCGAUAA